This is a messenger RNA of Parastagonospora nodorum SN15, 1470 nucleotides long. RefSeq lists its product as hypothetical. The coding region runs from base 1 to 1470 and encodes 489 amino acids. The record is from RefSeq and is a predicted model, not a curated record. The transcript is spliced from 2 exons. NCBI's taxonomy places the organism in Eukaryota, Fungi, Ascomycota, Dothideomycetes, Pleosporales, Phaeosphaeriaceae.
AUGGGCAUCCCAAUCGGCUGGAACGUUUCUCGCGACGAUGCGAAGCAGAAAGACGUGUUGCGCGCCGACGUGACGGGGCAGCGCUCGCCUAUCCGCCGUCGCAUGCGACCCACGAGAUCGCCGAGAUCGCAGAGCGCAUUCGAUACCGACUUCCUCAUUUCUGCUGCACGUGUUUCGCCGCGUCAUGAACUCCCAGUCGCUCGCCCUUCGCAUGCUCGCACGCGCCUGCCCCCUCCACCGGUUCCCGAGGUCUCGAGGUCUGCUUUCCGCGACUCCCCAAGAGAUACCCCCAGUCUGCAGCCCGAAGACGCCAUCUUUCGCCGUAUUCAGAACAAUCUGGAUCGCGAAGCACGUGAGGACGAGAGACGCGCAAGUGCGCACAACGAACGUCCUCUCCCCGCCCUGACACCAAACUUUGCGCCCGCGGCGGCAGCACUCGACGCUGAAAUCGGGAUCCGACAGUUCAGCAGGCAAGAAAUCAGGCACAUCGUGUCGGAGGGAAUGAACUUUGUACGGGCAGAUAUUGAACGGCAGCGAGCACGGAGUUUUCCCAGCGAGCAUUCGGCGCUCAGGGGAGGCAAUAGUGCAGAUGAUGUUGAGGACGAGCAUUCACGUACCGACUACAACGCCGUCAGCUUCCCGCCUCUACGCAGGAUGGGUCGCCGUAACAUUGCCGAUGGGCCUCUGCCGGCCAGCUCCCUGCGCGAGUCCUGGAGCCCAGCCACCACUGUGGAUGGUCUGGGCGACCGCGAGCGCAGCAUCAGUCCUGAGGACGAAGGGUCGCAAUGGGAGACUUUCUACGGCGGCAUCGUUCCAGACACAAUCGCACCAACCGCAGAGUCAUCCUUCGCGUCUGCAGCCGCUUCAGCCUCGUUCUCAAACUCGCACCCCAGCUCGCGCGCUGGUAGUUCCAACACGUCAGCGUCCUCUUCGCGAACACAUCUCACGGUUCCGUCGCGACGACCUUCGCAGCCAGACAACGAGCAAUUCAUGCGCGCCUGCGACACAUCGGACGACGACACUGCCUCAGACACCGAGGCUGAAGAAGAAGCGCCACCUGCAGAUCCAAUCAGGCAGCGCUACAACCCCAUCACACUUCGCCGCAGAAGCCGCCCUUCGUACUUCUCCGACGAGCCUCCGCUCCGCGACACCGAGCGAUACUCCAGGAGAGUCAUGGAGCGCACGCGCGAUGCCAGCGCAUCGCCUCGUGGGCACGACCGGCCUGUGGACGGUCCUGUGGAUUUGGAUGGCCCCGUGGACGCGCCUCUCCCAGCCAGCGACGACGAGAUGCCGAAUUCUCUCAUCCCGAUCAACUCACCAGCGCUUGAUCAGGAGCUACGCGAGGCGCGCUCGCUACUCGAGCGACUGUCGCGGAGGGAGGACGUCAGCGACGACUUCUGGGCCUCUGUCGGUCUGACGCGAUCUUUCGCCGACCGCGUCGAGAGCUUCAACGAGCGCGAGCAGUUGUGA